This is a messenger RNA of Sycon ciliatum, 2168 nucleotides long. RefSeq names its product Krueppel-like factor 1. Gene Ontology annotation, biological process: regulation of transcription by RNA polymerase II. Bases 61 to 1488 code for a protein of 475 amino acids. The record is from RefSeq and is a predicted model, not a curated record. The transcript is spliced from 4 exons. Gene Ontology annotation, molecular function: DNA-binding transcription factor activity, RNA polymerase II-specific; RNA polymerase II cis-regulatory region sequence-specific DNA binding. NCBI's taxonomy places the organism in Eukaryota, Metazoa, Porifera, Calcarea, Leucosolenida, Sycettidae.
UCACAAUUAUUUUCAGGCGACGGUUCACUACAGAUAGAAAGAGAGAGGAAAGACCGCUUUAUGCCACCGUGGCUAUCUUCAACUUUGUUCCUUCCUUCUUCUAGUGCCGGAGGGAUAUACAUGUCAUUGGGUAGUGUGAUGGAUCAUCCAUUCAGUGCUUGUAAGGUACCUCCUACUCCUAGGACGAUGGUGCAGACUCGAAGGGAAAUUCCCUCCUCGCUUGCUCUCUCCGUGGCUCCCCAGGGAUUUGGAACCGUGUCCGUCCCUCAUUACCAUCAGGCGACACUGCAGCCUGCACCACUGCAGCUGGCUGCUGUUGGCAGUGUGUAUGGCAUUGCAACGCGCACGGGACUGCAGACUAGUCAUACUAAUGAUGAUGUUGGCGUUGGUCAGAAUGUUGGUGGUGCUGGUGGUGCUCGACGUUUGGCAAGAGAAAUCGAGUUUCGACCCAGCCCAGCGGCCACCACGCCCGGCUUCGUAUUGAUGGAUGUGGCAGCCGCCGCCGGUGCGUGUACGGACGAAGCGCUGUACUGGGUAAGCAGUGUCCCAUCCACGUCCUACAUCACUGCCAGCGGUGUUCAGUCACCGCCGCACAGUCGUCACUACGCUGCUCCGUCGCCAGGUGUGGCCGCGCGCAGCCUGGCGAUUGUAGCAGAAGCAGCAGAAGCGUCCCCAACGUCAGGUUCUCCAAUUUGUGAAAUCCACACGUACCCGUCGUAUCCGAGUCUACUGGUCCCCAACGACCAGGUCGAUCACUGUCCUCGACCUCUGCGUAAUCAUGGUGAUGCCACUGAUGGCCCGCAGUCAAUGAUUUCUACUGCUCGGUCUCAGCUGGACCCUACAAGUAGUGGCAGUGUGCAUCCUCGCAGUCUGCAGCUGCACAGUCCGGGCCUCCAUCGUGAUCAUGCCGGUGAUGCAGACAGAGGCAGUCCUGCGUCGACCAGGAGAGCAGUGCCAAUGCCAAUGGCCACACCCGGUAGCGUGUCAUACGACAGUGCUAGUACUGCUACAUCAUCCAGCUCUCCAUCCAACCCGGGAGAACACUUGGGACAGACGCAAUAUGCAGGAGAAGAACAGCAAGAUCAUCGACAUCAUACUGCCGUGGCCGCACCUCGGAAGAGGUUCUCCUGUCCGUAUAAGGGCUGCAACAUAUCGUUUGAUAAGAACAGCCAUAUGACAUCUCACAUUCGAACUCACACUGGCGAGAGACCGUACCAAUGCCAUCAUCCCGGCUGCAACAAGCGGUUUGCCCGUUCGGACGAGCGCAGCAGACACAACCGCACGCACACGGGAGAGAAGUCGUUCCUGUGCUACGUCACCAAGGGCGGGGAGCAGUGUCCGAAGAAGUGCUCGAGAUCGGACCAUCUCAAGUCGCACUUGCAGCGCAGCCACACACCGGUAGAGCGCGAGCAGCAUUAUCGAAUCGCCGCUGUAGCACGGGACAAGGCAAAGCAGGCCAAGGCAACAAGUCGGACAAGCAGCAGAUAGCGCCGCACUGCUCUAGUUUUGCCUUACGCACUACAGCGUGGCACUGCAGACAGUAUGGAAUAUUCCAUUUUUUAUUUAUUGGCCAUUUAUUUUUGCAUUGAUUGAAAAGAUGCUUGAAGUUUCAUCCAACUCUAAAUGUAAAUUUGUGCAAUGUACCAUUCGACGCUCGUCCGAAUCACCACACUUGCUGACCGCACCCUGCAUACAUGUACUCACAAACUAGUAGGUGGACUCACCCGCAUGUAUUCAUUAGCCAUGCAUGCAGUGUUGGAGUAUGCUGCUGCUGUACAUAGUGAUAAUUCCAGGACACCGUCUGGUACGGUUCACGUCAUCUGUGUAGGUCAUCUUUUGCACAUGAUAUUCUCAGCCUGAUUGCUAACAUUGUGUGCAUGGAAGGCAAGCUUAUGAUCAUGUCAUGUGAUUUUAUUCCUUCUUCAUUCCCGUACAAGCAGCGAUGGGAAUGAGAAAUGAAACGCAUCCCAGACUUCCACCCAACAUUUACUCAGUAUGGAUCAAUACACACAUGCUCCAGACAAAGUCCAUACUAGGCAUAUUGUCUUGUCUAUGCUAAGCGAGUCCCACUGUGGUGCAGGUAAGAAGGUACAAUCAUUGUAAUACGAAAGUAGUUGUUUGGUGUACAAACAUUCUAAGCCAUGCAUAUCAUUUGCUUCAGCACCGCU